This is a messenger RNA of Pyricularia grisea, 1941 nucleotides long. RefSeq lists its product as uncharacterized. The transcript is spliced from 6 exons. Gene Ontology annotation, cellular component: membrane. Gene Ontology annotation, molecular function: transmembrane transporter activity. Bases 1 to 1941 code for a protein of 646 amino acids. The record is from RefSeq and is a predicted model, not a curated record. Gene Ontology annotation, biological process: transmembrane transport. NCBI's taxonomy places the organism in Eukaryota, Fungi, Ascomycota, Sordariomycetes, Magnaporthales, Pyriculariaceae.
AUGUCGGAAAAGGAGCAGACCAUAGUCGACCCGAAAUAUGACGGUGGAAAUGGUAACGUCAGCGAUGGCGAUGCCGCCUUGCAGUUUCUCAACAAUGGCACUGCGACAGUCAUGACAGAGGCCGAUGAGAAGCGAUUGCUUAGGAAAAUAGACCGCACCAUCAUGCCUCUGAUGUUUGCGUGCUACUUUCUGCAAUACCUCGACAAGACCCUCAUCAACUACGCCAAUGUCAUGGGACUGCAAAAAGACACAGGCAUCAACACGGAUCAGUACUCACAGCUGGCCCUCAUCUUCUACGUCUCCUACCUAAUUUUCGAGUUCCCUACCGGCUACCUGAUGCAACGGCUCCCAACGUCCAAAUACCUCGGAUUCAACGUCUGCGCCUGGGGCAUGAUGGUCGCGUGCACCGCAGCCGCAAACAACUGGGCGGGACUAGUGACCUUGAGGGUCCUACUGGGGUGCUUCGAGGCCGUCGUGGCUCCCUCCCUGAUUCUCAUCACCACCAUGUGGUACCGCAAGUCGGAGCAGCCUCCCCGGGUUGGCUUGUGGUAUGUCGGUACGGGAAUUGGCAAGAUGGUGGGCGCCUUGACAUCGUUCGGGUUCCAGCACUACACGGGCAACGUCAUGCGGUCGUGGCAGAUCAUGUUCCUCGUGUUUGGACUGAUAACAGUCGCCGUCGGUAUCCUGGUCGUUUUCUUCAUGCCCGACAGCCCCAUGAAGUCGCGUUUGACCGAGGAAGAAAAGUUCUGGGCCAUCGAGCGGCUCAGAGGUAACAAAACAGGUGUGGAGAACAAGCAUCUCAAGAUGUACCAGGUGGUUGAGUGCUUUCGAGACCCGCAGACGUUUCUACUCGUCCUGAUUGUGCUUUCUUCAAACAUACCCAACGGCUUCAUCAGCAGCUACCAGGCCUCUGUCAUCCAAAGUUUCGGAUUUACUUCAAAACAGGCUGCCUUGCUGUCUAUACCCUCUGGCGCCGUUGCCUGCUUUGCUACAAUCACUGGAACCUGGUUCGCCGGUAGAUUUAAUCUCAGGGGCCCCUUCAUCCUUGCCACCCUCGGUAUGGGGUUUCUUGGCAGCAAUCUCAUGGCCUUUCUCCCCGAGGAUGGUUAUGUUGCGGGAAAAAUGAUCGGCAACUACUCGGCCAAUUUUAUCGGCUCCUCCCUACCUCUCAUGUACUCAUAUGCCGGGGCCAACUACGCCGGACACACCAAGAAGGUUACCAUGAACGCCAUUGUGCUGAUAUCAUUUUGUGUGGGCAACAUUAUCGGCCCCUUGACCUUCCGCGAUCAGGACAAGCCGCGCUUCAUCCCGGCUAAAAUCGCCAUGGUCGUGUCGACUGCGUUCGCCGCUCUGUUGACCGUCGUACUCAUGCUCUACUAUAUGUGGGAGAACAAGAAGCGGGACCAAAAGUACGCGCAUGAGGCCCACAGGGAAAACAGUGAGUUUUUCGACCUGACGGACCGCGAGAACCAUGAAUUCAGGAGUUCUCUAAUUUGCAGCCUCUCGACACAUUUGUUCCUGACCUAUUUACCAGACCUGUUUAUCGAGUCUCCCUCAUUGGCCAUGGACGUAUCCAGCCACACAGGAUCUGUCGCUGCGGAUGUCUCCAACUCAUCAGGCCUUGCUCCGCCAAAGAAGCAGACGAAGCUGGCCGCGAUUCUCAACCGCAUUUCGCCAUCCAAGAAAAUCUACCCGGCCAACACCCAGCAGGCCAGUGCGUCAGUCGAGUCCGUAGACACUAUCGAUGAGCUCAAGGAGCAGCAAGAAACAGAUCAGUCUGCUGGCAAGUCUCCUUCGCAUCCCACACACACCUUGUUAGCAGAGAAGGACAGGGUAGCAGCGCCCAGAAGGACACGAAAGACUGGGAUGGACAAGCUCUCCGCAGGCCUCGGGGGCUGGGUUCCCGAGAGACCUAAUGGUUCCGGUGUUGGCCCGUAUUGA